Molecule: messenger RNA, 1237 nt
Organism: Didymella exigua CBS 183.55
Lineage: Eukaryota; Fungi; Ascomycota; Dothideomycetes; Pleosporales; Didymellaceae
Exons: 1
Coding region: 283-948 (221 amino acids)
Source: RefSeq, a predicted model, not a curated record
ACUAUUUGUCCUUGCGGCACAGCCUUACGCGCCCUAUCAUAAAAUCCCAACAUCAUCGCACAUCCACCGUGUGCGUAAGCUGCGCUGAACUUGGGUGUGGAGAAUGUGUCUGUCACGUCUCGCGAGAGCGGGGAUUCGAUCCACCAGUCGGCAGGCUCGAAGUUCACUGGGGCUUCCUUGGCCCUGGCUUUCGAACAGUCUGUGAAAGAGCCAGUGUUCAUGUCUGAGUGGGAGUUUUCCAUGGGCAAGGUUGGUUGUAGCUUGGAGGGACGUUGAUCGGCGAUGUUGGGAGAGUGCAUAGGUGGUUGUAGGCAUUCGACGAAGGAAAGUGUAAUGGACGGCCACUGUGGAGACUUCGGGACGAAUGUAGUGUAUAGAGCGGUAGUGUCUUGUCAAUGGCGUGGCUGUUUCUACUACAGUCUCUGGCCUUGUAGGGACGUAUCUUUGACUCCCAUAAGUUGUGUGUCCGGCACGACUCAACACGUCGUGCUACACAGCCGAUACUCAACAAGACAUGCUUCGAAUUCCGUCUACCAUGCACCCGCCUCCCCAACGCCACAGCUCCACGACCGACUUCCAAGCGACCGCUCCGCAGAACGACAAGAACGAGUGCCCACCCACCCAACAAAACUGCCCUCGUUUUCGACCACCCUCCGUCAAUACUUAAGUGUUUUACUCAUCGUAGUCUACACCUUCACUCGCCCAUGGCGAAGACUUCGACCUCGGCUCCUUCCUCUUCCUCCUCCUCUCGGCCAUUUUAAGCCCAUGCGCUUGGCGCGUAAGAGCCGUCUCGUUGUAGAAGCCCGGGGCGUGGCGCGUGUUUCCGCGCGUCUUGUGAGGUUUGGAGGCUUGCUUCUUUUCACUGGGUUUCUUCGCACUAGAAUUCUUCGAACUGGGCAGCUCUGCCUCCGAUCCGGCUUUGCGCUUCAUCGUGUCGUUGCAGAUUGAAGACAUUUAAUGGACGCUGAGGGUUUAGUGGGGAGGUGUCUGUAGCUGUGGUGUGAGUUCGAGCUGUGUUGGUGGCGAGAUAUAUAACGAUAGCGACGGAUAGAGAGACAAAGAAAGACAUCGGAAUGAAUGAGUACGAUGGAAUCGUGUGGGAAGAGGUUCGUCAAGGGUAGACAAUGGACUCUGUUCGAUGUGAAGGCGUUCGAAGCUUGCAGAAGUCGUCAUCCGUUGACUUUGUUCAGUCUGGAUUUGUUGAAAGCCUGGUUUAAAGUGCUGAAACGUUUGUAUA